AGGGCGCUAUGAGCCAUCUUCUUCCCGUAUUCAAAGCGGCUCUCGAUCAGGAACUAAAGAUGUAGCGCAUUUGUUUCCUUCAGAAUCUAAAAUACAACGGACCAGCGGGAACAGCCAUCACAGCAACAAAUAACGAGCACCUUCAGUUCACGUGAACAGAAGGAUACUGACCAAGGAGGGCUGAGCUGAAGGAAGCGGCAUGGAGGAAGAAGCAAUAAUGGCUGAGGUGGAACAAGAGGAGCCAGUUUCCAAAGGGGAGGCUGACGGCGACGUCAUCCAAAAAGGUCCAGUCAAAAGGGGAAGGGGCAGGCCACGGAGUUCCAAACAAAAAAAUGCCUCUGCUGCAGAGCUGAUCCAGGAUGAUUCAGACAGCCCGUCACAGAGGGGAAGAGAAGGCCAAAAAGUAUUUAAAACAAAAGCGACAGAGCAGCAGGAGUCUGGGGAAGAGCUCACUGAGAGCUCUAUUACAAUUCACAAGCGCAGAGGAAGACCAAAAGGGUCCAAGAAGCAAACUAGUAGUGAAGAAACGGUUGAAACAGAACUCUCCCCAAAGAAACGAGGACGGCCAAGAAAAUCAGACUCUGUUAAGAAACCUGUUGCUGAAGGCAUACCAAACGGCAGCUCAGAUGCUCCAAAAAGAGGCCGUCCAAAAGGAUCGGUAAAGCGCAAGUCUGAAAGCUUAACAAGCGGUGAGGAAGAUGAAUGUAGCCCAGUUACACCUCGGAAAAGAGGCCGACCUAAAGGAGCUCGCAAUAAAAAAUCAAGGAUGGAACGGGAAUAUAGCGAUUGGGAUGCAGAAGCCUACAGAGCUCAGAAAUCAGUGAAGACAUUGAGAGGUCGACCGAGGAAGCCUGUGGUGAAGUACAGCAGUGGGCCUUCCAAGACCAUUUCAAAGAAACCUGGGAGAGGAAGAGGGAGACCAAGGAAAAACUUGUAUAUCUCUGAGCCAUUGAAGAGGGGAAGAGGUCGGCCAAAAGGCUCUCUGAAUAAGAAGCCGUCUUCAUUGAUAGCGCAUGGUAAGGUGGGAAGGCCUCGUAAAAUAUUCAGUCUUCCUGUAAAAGGGAGGAAGCCUGGUCGACCGCGGUUACAGCCAGGCAAGAGAGGAAGACCACGGAAGUAUCCUUUACCCUCACCAGAGGAGCUGAAGAAGCCUAAAGUAUGGAAACCCCUGGGAAGGCCGAGGAAAUAUCCUAGAGCCGAUCCUCCAGAGGAAGCAUCACCGGCACCUAGAAGGGCCCGCGGUAGGCCCCGCAAGUCAGAGUCCAAGAAAGGUGCUCACUUACGAAAGAAAGCGCUCAGUCCAUCCUCUGCACGUGCCCCAGUCGAUGGACUAAAGAGGAAAAGGGGCCGCCCUCCGACAACCCCAAAGAGUGAUGAGGGGGUCGUUCGGAAAAGGGGCCGCCCUAAAGGCUCGCUCAACAAAAACAAAGCAGGGGGCGAAUCACAUGCCGACCAUGUGCUUCCAAACCACUCCAAGCCCGAGAGCGAGUGUCCCGCCGUCGGCAUGGAAAUGGAGCAAGAGCUGACAGAGGCAGAGUCGAUACCCACGAAGCACACGGAUGAAACGGAAGAAACUGUCCUGGUUCAGGAUGUUAGCAUUGAACUUAGUGAGGAGGCUUGAUAAAAGACUCAGGCCGUUUCUCAAUUCAGUAGAAUGCGAGUAUCAACUCUCAUUCUCGCCAAGUAUGUUCUUGACAAGAACACAGGAAAGUCUGGAGGGAGAAUGGGAGCACGCAGCAUAAAUAUGGAUCAAUUGGAACAGAAGCGUACUCGUGACAUCACCACACGUUCGGCUCGUUAGGAGUCGAACUGCUAUUAAUAGUCUCCAGAUAAUAAUAAAUUCUUACUUUUUUCAUGUAGUAGAGGAAUAAUAACACAGUCAGAUAAACAAAAAUCAAAUAAACACUUUGCCAAAUGAAACAAAACAUUUGCCAACAGAGCCAGUGGUACUUCACCCUGGGCUUUGCCAAGAGAAGGCUGCUGCAGACGGGCUAAAGUUAGCCCCGGCAGCGGCUAGCCCCGGAGGUCCACUGGCUGCCAAGUUCCUCUCAACAUUGGAACUUUUUUUUUUAUCACGCACUAAAUCAGUAAAUGGACCAUAUAGUGGCUCUUAAAAGUAUAAUUUUUCACCUUAAAAUGAUCUUAAAACAUUUAUAGAACAGCGGCAACAGAAAAGUGAACUUUUAAUACUCUGAGCUCUGUGAGCGGUCCAUUUGAAGCUGCUGCUGCCGCAGUGCAUGCUGGGACAGCUGGGAAUCUCGAGAACGGACGACUCUGCUCUGAUACGUACUCUGUAAAGAGGGAGGGGCGAGAACAACAUCCAGGGUCUGUGUCUGUUCUCGGUCUUGUGUUCUUGUGAAUUGAAACAACGCUAGGUCUGAGGCUGAUGACGUUUCACGAGCACAUGAGAACGUACAAGUACACACAUUGAGAAACGGCCUCAGUCUGACCAAAACAUUGGCGUCAGUCAUUACUGUUGACUCAUAGAUGACAUGUUUCACCUUCUGUCAGUUCACUAGGCUAGAUGGCCAGCAGCGCUGCCACUUUCUCCCCACAGUGGUUAUCUGUACUGGUUUUUAUUUGCUUUUUGAAAGUUAUUCAGGUUAACUAAGUGUGAAAAGGUAAGUGUGGUAAGCAAGUGUAGACAGAUUUGUCUAGGUUUUAUAAUGAGGCACCUGUUUGGAUGUUUUUGUUGUUGUUGUUGUUGCCUGAUCUACUUUUGCCAAUUUUUGUUGUCUGAUUUUUAUGCCUAUUUUUCUCUUUGUUACAAAGAAUAAAACAAGACAAAUUAAACUUUUUUUUGUAGAUUCAGAUUUUUUUUCCCCUUUUUCUUUUACAAGGACUGUAACACAAAAGGAAAGAAACUGAUGCAGACAUGAAGGAAGAUCAUCUCCAGUUUGUCUCAAACUUUUGUCUGAAUUAAGUUAUAAUCACCAGAGUACAAAAAAUUAUUGAUGCACCCAUACUUUUUAUCUUUGAAGCACUAACUAAGAAUAAAAUAAACAAUUUCUGUGUUUUUGACAAUAAGAUCACUGACCUCUGGCUUCUAGAUCUAGAUUUGUGUUGAGCUGACAGAGCUAAUGUGGGGAAAGAAAAUCAGGAAAAAUAUCCUGUAUUUUUAAAUGCAGUAUUUCUUUUUUUAUUAUUUUUUUGUAAAGAAAAAAAUAUUGAUUUAUAUUAAAUUUAUGACCAAUUGCCCUUCUAUUGUAAGCUAAAGUGUUUUGUGUAAUAAAUGGACCAGAUGUCUUAAAUUCUUAAAAGAUGUUUCAUAAUGCACUGUGUUAACAAAACUGUUGUAUUAGUAGAGGUAUAAUACACAGUUUGUUCUUUUAAACUUUAAAUUUACAAGAAGAAUGACUGAAGAAAGACCCCAGGCCCGGAGUCAAACCCAGAACCUUCUUGCUGCAAGGCAAGAGCGCUACUAGCUGCGCCACCCAGUAAAUACCCGGUAUAAACGUCAUUUUAUUUAAAUGUUUUGGGUUUUCCUUUUGGAAUAUACUUCUUUGUGUGCUUCUAUCAUUUUUAAAGUAGCCAAAAUGAUUUUUAUUUAUUGAACCCACAAAGGAUUCACUUUUAAAAAGACCUCAAAAUGAAAAAUUAAAGAAUUGUUUUAAAACACCAAAUUUUACCUUAUUUUCUCCUAAUAUUUAUGUCAUUUAAAUGCUUUGCUUUAAUUUAGCUACUUUUGAAAUGAAGUUUUUCAAUUGUUUUAAUGCAAAUGUCCACUAUUCCCUGGUUUCUUGCUUCGCCUCAGUGCCAAAGCUUUGAAUGUACUUUAUUUUAACCGACUGUCCGUUCGUAGAUUCCUCCAGCAGUCAGAAUAUCACAUCUCAUUUUCCUGCUGUACAAAGGAAGAGUUCCUCUCCUUUAUAUCUACUCUACUGUGUUAACUGUUUUUUGUCUUUAAAUGUUAGGCGUGUAGCUGUUAUUGCUUCACUUUCUAUUGUUCUUUUUAGUUUGUUUUUACAUAAUUUAGUCCUUUUGGAGCUCAGACUAACAUAUUUCACCAACCAGUAUGUGUGUUUUGGGGUAUUUUGUCUGUUGUACAUUAUUACUGAUAUUGUGAAUCUAAGAGGGAAUUAGGAUUUGUAAGGCUGAAUAUUUGAAUUUUUCCAGAGUGAUUUGUGAAAAUCUGUUUGUAUUUCAAUAAAGUGUCCAUGUUGCCAUUUUA
Messenger RNA from Cyprinodon tularosa, 4171 nucleotides. Its product is annotated as chromosomal protein D1-like. Gene Ontology annotation, molecular function: transcription coregulator activity; DNA binding. Gene Ontology annotation, biological process: regulation of DNA-templated transcription. Gene Ontology annotation, cellular component: nucleus. Lineage: Eukaryota; Metazoa; Chordata; Actinopteri; Cyprinodontiformes; Cyprinodontidae. The transcript has 2 exons. The record is from RefSeq and is a predicted model, not a curated record. The coding region runs from base 200 to 1621 and encodes 473 amino acids.